Messenger RNA from Alternaria postmessia, 771 nucleotides. RefSeq lists its product as uncharacterized. Bases 1 to 771 code for a protein of 256 amino acids. Gene Ontology annotation, molecular function: hydrolase activity, acting on ester bonds. The record is from RefSeq and is a predicted model, not a curated record. The transcript is spliced from 3 exons. NCBI's taxonomy places the organism in Eukaryota, Fungi, Ascomycota, Dothideomycetes, Pleosporales, Pleosporaceae.
AUGCGAGAAUUUGUGCUUUUUGGUGAUUCGCUCACCGAAUGGAGCUUCAGCGAAGAAACGCAAGGCUUCGGGCUUUUUCUUAGGCAACAGUAUCAAGACAAAGUACGGAUCGUCAACGAAGGCAAAGCAGGUUAUACAUCGACCCAUCUCAAGGAUGACUUCACUCGUAUAAUCCACCGCGCAACGUCCCCAGGCGCGGCACCAACCCUCCUGUUCACAAUCUUCAUCGGCGCAAACGACGCCGCCAUGGUUGGGGAGACGGAGUAUGUGCCUUGGCCCAUCUUUUCAGCAAACAUUCGAGGCUUCCUCGACACCAUCCUUAGUGAGGAUGCUAUGGAAAAUACGAAGAUUUUGCUGAUCACCCCUCCUCCCAUUAACGGAUCUGUGGUCGAGACUGGAGAGAACAAGUCUGCAAGGGAAAUUGAGGACAUCAACCAAUGGAGAAAGGAAGGCCCAAGGUACAAGACGUACAUGAGCAAAAGGAGGUAUGCAGAUGGUAUCAUGCAAAUUGCGAAAGAGUACGAAAAGACGGGGAGGGUCGUUGGGCUCAAUUUCUGGCAAGACCUUGUGCAUGCAGUCGUCACAGAAGAGGGAUGGCAGUACGAUGAGCAGGUACCACCAGGAUGCGGUCUGUUAGGCGCCCAGUCGUUCCCAACAGGGUGGUUUACAGAUGGGCUGCAUCUUGAUAUCAAGGGAUACAGAGUACUGAAUAACGCAUUGUUGGAGUUAGUGACUGCAAAGUGGCCAGAGCUAGCACCCGAGGCGCUGUAA